AUGACGGCCGCGGGGUUCCUGGCGCGCUUCCACGAGAAGGCCGAGCACAACCAGUACUGGUACAGUCCAAAGACGAUCGAGGCCAUCACGCAGGAGGUGCUCGACGGCGACGCGACGCGGUGCGCGUUCCUGUCGACGCCGUCGGUGUUCUACUCUCUGCCCCCGGACAGCAAGGCGCGGCAAAACAGCGCCGUGUUCGAUCUCGACCCAGUCUUUGGCGAAGACAAGGAGGUGGAGUACGUCCAGUACGACUUCAACAAGCCCGAGGCGAUCCCCGCGUCGCUGCACGGCACCUUCGACAUGGUCGUAAUAGACCCCCCCUUCAUCACGCGCGACGUCUGGGAGAAGUACGCCGCCGCGACGAAGCUCCUGCUCAAGGAGAACGGACGCAUUCUGCUGACGACGAUCGGGGAGAACGCGAAGAUGCUCGCGGAGCUGAUGCCGGGCGUGAAGCCGCGCGUGUUCAAACCGGCCAUCCCGAAUCUGAUCUACCAGUACUCGCUCUACACGAACUACGACAGCGAGCGGCUCGCGGAACCCAACCCGGAGAUCCCCGAGGACGACGAGAUCUGA
Messenger RNA from Pedinophyceae sp. YPF-701, 573 nucleotides. The record is from the annotation of a GenBank genome assembly. Lineage: Eukaryota; Viridiplantae; Chlorophyta; Pedinophyceae.